Molecule: messenger RNA, 2067 nt
Organism: Dermacentor silvarum
Lineage: Eukaryota; Metazoa; Arthropoda; Arachnida; Ixodida; Ixodidae
Exons: 10
Coding region: 268-1878 (536 amino acids)
Molecular function (GO): CoA-ligase activity
Source: RefSeq, a predicted model, not a curated record
GGAAGGGAUGAUGGCCUCCUCUCUUUUCGAGUGCAGCUCGCGCCACAUGUCAUUAGCACUGCGCAAGAGCUCGGCAGCAAGAGCCCGGUACAAGAGCCAGGCACGCGCUUACACCGCUUCCGAAGAACGCGGUGAAUUUGCAGCCGCAUUGGUGUCACGACCUGGAGUGUCAGCCCGUGUCUCACCUUGCGGCCGUCCUAGAUACACGUCUGCGGAGUGCGCACAUGUGUACGUAACGUGCACGCCAAUCAUUAUCCCAGAGGCUGAAUGAUGCCUCUCGUGAAAGACCGCAUCGUUCACUCUCCCUUCCCGGACGUCGACAUUCCGGAGUGCACGUUGUACAACUUCAUCGCAACAUUCCUAAAGCGAUAUGCGGACAAGAUUGCCUUUGUGGAAGGGGAUGAGAGCAUGAGCUACGCGUUCCUGCAGACGCGCCUGCGCCAAUACGCCAUGGGCUUCCACAAGCACGGCGUGAGGCGGGGUGACCGUUUCAUCGUAGCCGUGGACAACACGACCGACGCGCUGAUCUCCAUCCUGGCACUCAUGUUCUCGGGAUGCGUAGCCUGCUUCGCCAGCGGGCCCAGAACGUCACAUGAGUUGGUUUAUCAAGUCAAAGACGCCGAGGCCUCAUUCUGCCUCACGGACAGCGACAACUUGGCCUAUAUCCUCGACGAACAGCAUCGGUGCCGUUUCAAGAUGAUAUUCGUGAUGCGGGACACGCCAGGGUUUGUGUCCGUGGUGUCGUUUCGGAAGCUGCCCGAGAUGUCGCUCCUGGAGCUUCAGGAGGAAGACACAAAGAAGGCGCUGUGCGCGAUCGCUUACACCUCGGGCACCACGGGCGAUGCCAAGGGAGUCAUGGUGUCGCAGUACAGUUUCGUAGCCGCUAUCCAGAGUGUCAGGGCAAUGAAAUGCGCCGGAGAAAAUGAAGUGCUCAUAGUAUUGUGGAGCCUGUACUCCGUGAGCGCGAUUCGCCUCUUUAUGGACGGGCUGUGCAACGGAGGUACGUCGGUAAUCGUGAAGCCGAAGCAUGGAAGUGCAAAGAUUAUUGAAGCGAUCAAGAAACACAAUGUGACGAUGUUAUGCGGAUCGGCUACGCCCUUGCAGCGACUAGUGCGCGAAGCAUUCAGCGCGGGUGAGGCGCUGAAGAGUGUCAAAUGCGUCGGCAGCAUCGGUGGCACUCUGCCCGAGUCAGCCGUGGAGCAAAUGCGGAGCGUGUUCGACCUGCGCAAGCUCGGCCACACGUACGGGCUCACCGAGGCCGCCGGCAUAGUGCUGGCGCCACCAUUUCGUGACGUCACCGUCGCCUACCUCGGCUACGCGUGUCCUGGAGUGCUCAUCAAGGUGGUUGAUGUCGUAACAAGAGAGCCCCUUCCUGCUGAAAAAAGUGGCGAAAUUUGCGUGAAGAUUCCUAGCGUCAUGAUGGGAUACUUAAACAAACCGGAAGUUACAAAGCAGGUCUUCGACUCUGAAGGCUGGCUCUUGUCCGGAGAUUGCGGCUACUACGACGAGCGCGGCCGCCUGCACUACAUCGACCGGCUCAAGGACACAAUUAAGUGCCGCGGCUUUCACGUUCCGACUCCGGAGCUGGAGCAACUCAUCGGCUCGAUGGCCGAAGUGAGCGAGGUGGCCGUAGUCGGCGUGCCCUCUGCCGAGUACCAGGAUGCACCGAUCGCGUUCAUUGUGCCCAAGCCCCCCGCCGUCGGGAACGCUGCCCUCGCCCUCAAGAUCAAGCAGCAUGUGGCAGCAAAAACGCCAAGCCACAUGCACUUGUAUGGAGGCGUGGUCUUCACGGACAGCCUGCCACGGAACGAAAUAGGGAAAGUGCUGAAGAGGGAGCUUAGAAAGAUCGCGGCUGACAAAGAUACGGUCAAGCUCUGAAGCAAAUUGAGUAUUAAUAUGGCACGGGCUAGGGUUUAAUCUUUCGCGUGCCCGAAAUGAACCAGAUGCUGCCGUUAACUUAAUAAACGUGUUGCCUAUUAAUAUGACACGGAGAGAGUUUCGUUCUUCCGCGUGUUCAGAAAGAACCUGACGCCGCGUUAAGUUAAUAAACUAGGACGUAUUACGCAA